AUGCUGACUGCUUCUACAAACAUUUGUGAAAGACUGUGCAGUAAGUCCACCCAUGAAAUUUCCUUGCUACUAAAUAUUCCACAGUCAACUGUUAGUGCUAUUAUAACAAAGUGGAACCAACUGGGAACAACAGCAACUCAGCCACGAAGUUGUAGGCCACGUAAAAUGACAGAAUGGGGUCAGCGCAUGCUGAAACGCACAGUGCACAGAAGUCGCCAACUGUCUGCAGAGUCAAUAGCUAAAAACCUCCAAACUUUGUGUGGUCUUCUCAUCUGAUAUUAGUGCUU
Staurois parvus is the source of this 287-nucleotide messenger RNA. NCBI's taxonomy places the organism in Eukaryota, Metazoa, Chordata, Amphibia, Anura, Ranidae. The record is from the annotation of a GenBank genome assembly.